GCAUGCUCCGCAAGGUGGGCUGUCACGCUCAACGUUGGUGACGUGGAGACGCAGAGCUGACCGUCAAUACGCGUUUAACUUACGUCCAAACUCACUUUAGUGAACAAUUACCGUAAUUAUAUACUCUUUACUGACUAUAAUUCAUCUGUAAACACACAGUCGCUUGUCUGAGGAAACAACAGCGGUGUUUUACAGAGCUGUCACAUCUAACAUUCACCCGGGUUUCUUUUGGCUGGAGAUGAGGCUGUGAAGGGAUCUCUUGUGGUUUCUGGGGGUGAUGGGUGCCAACACCAGCCAGGUGAGCGACCUGUCAGAGAACCAAAGCAUCCGUACUCUGAUUGGUCCGGAUGCCAUCUCGGAGAAUGAGCCUUUCUGGAAUCAACUGAUCUCUUUCACCUUCAGCAGCCCUACCAUCAGUGCUGAAGCUAAACUCCUGGAGGAAGCUGUUGUUCCUCUGGCUAAAACUCUAAUUCAGAACAACCCCAGGUCGGGGAACUUCGGGUCGUUGGUGAGAGUUUUUCUCAGCAGAACCAAAGAGUUGAAGAUUUCCACAGAGUGUCAAGAUCAGUUGUUUAUCUGGCAGGCCCAUAAUGCUUUGUUUCUGGUUCGCUGCCUGCUAAAAGUCUUCAUCAGAGAGAUAAAUGAGGAAGAGCUGCAUUUACAGUUUACUUACCAGGAGAGGGCGCCAGGCACCUACGACUCGAGUUGUGAGGAUCUUCUAGAAGAGUUGGUUUGUAAUUUGGUGCAUCUCAUCGUUGAAGUGCCACUGCUGGACAUCACUUACAACAUCUUGUUUGAGGCAGUGACCACCCUCCUCAUUCUCUUAUCCUAUCAGCUCUUCCACAAGGAGAUUCUGAGGGAGGGGCUUAUUUACCGCUACCUGACCCGAGGACGAUGUCUGUCUCUGACAAGUCGUCUGGUGAAGACGCUGCUGUAUAACUUCAUCAGACAAGAGAAAUAUCCACCUUCUACACAUGUGUUUCAACCACAGUCGGAUGGAGGAGGACUUCUGUAUGGACUCGCUUCUGGAGUCGCCAGUGGAUUAUGGAGCGUGUUUACAUUGGGCGGGGUUGGCAGCAAGACGGGGACGGAGCAGGAUCGAAAUCUUCUUCCACUGUCCAAUCAGAGUCUGUUAUUACUGUUGGUUCUGGCCAAUCUGACUGAUGGACCAGACUGUCCGAACCCAUACCGCCAGUCCAUUACCUGCUUCAAAAACACACAAGAUUCGUCAUCUUUCCCGUCCCCGCAGCCUCACUCGUUUCAGAUCAACUUUAACAGUUUGUAUACGGCUCUGUGUGAACAGCAGAAAUCAGAUCAGGCGACGUUACUGCUAUACACGUUACUGCACCAAAACAGCAACAUGAGGACCUACAUACUGUCCCGAACAGACAUGGAGAACCUGGUGUUGCCAAUUCUAGACAUCUUGUAUCAUGUAGAGGAAAGAAACUCUCAUCAUGUCUACAUGGCCCUCAUCAUCCUCCUCAUCCUCACAGAGGACGAUGCCUUCAAUCGCUCCAUACAUGAAGUGAUUUUGAAGAACAUCUCGUGGUACACCGAGCGGGUCCUAACAGAGAUUUCUCUUGGCAGUUUGUUGAUCCUGGUUGUGAUUCGAACCAUCCAGUUUAACAUGACACGAACAAGGGAUAAAUACCUCCACACAAACUGCCUGGCCGCCCUGGCCAACAUGUCGGCCCAGUUUCGCAACCUCCACCAGUACGCUGCACAGCGAAUUAUAAGCUUGUUUGCACUGCUGUCAAAGAAGCACAAUAAAGUUUUGGAGCAGGCGACUCAGUCCUUGCCUAUGGGAGCGGAUGAUGGGACGAUUCUGCCCGAUUAUGCUCAGGAUCUGAAUGUCAUUGAGGAGGUGAUCAGAAUGAUGCUGGAGAUCAUAAACUCCUGCUUGAGUAACUCGCUUCAUCACAACCCUAACCUGCUGUACGCUCUGCUGUAUAAACGUGAACUUUUCGAGCAGUUCCGAUCUCACCCCUCCUUCCAGGAUAUCAUGCAGAACCUCGACACGGUGAUUGGUUUCUUCAGUCAGCGUCUGGAACAGGCAGGAAGUGAUCUGUCAGUGGAGAGAGUUCAAGAGGUCAUCAAGAAGGGCGCUGCGGCUCUACCCAAAGAUCGACUGAAGAAGUUUCCAGAGCUGAAGUUUAAAUACGUGGAGGAAGAGCAGCCUGAAGAUUUCUUCAUUCCAUACGUCUGGUCGCUGGUCUAUAACUCCGGCGUCGGUCUCUUCUGGAACUCUCAGGGCAUCGAGCUGUUCAGCAUGGACUCACCUUAAACCGAGCGUGUGAUGUUGUGUGUACAGAUGUGUGUGUGUGUGUGUGUGUGUGUGUUGGGCUUUUUUUUGGACUGCCUACAGCUUUUAGUGCAAGUCGGACGUUGAAGUGCCUCUAUGGUGAGCGUUAAGGAAUGGUUUUCAUAUAUUUUGCGUGUUCAUGUGGGACUCCUGGGCUUCCAUCCGUGUCUUUAUGAUAUAAGGUUUACUCAUCUCUGCGCAGCUAGCAUGGGCUCGCUCUGGCUGCACUGACGUUUGGGAAUGAUACAAAUACUUUUACAAAUUAUUACUUUGUAGUGAUAAUCAGAAUAAUUUAGUUUGUUUACUUGAGAGGGGUCAUCAGGGAAAAAAUAAACCAAAGCUUUUUCUCAGUUAUUUGUUUGCUAAUGCUGGGAUUACAAGUAGACUUUGUUUUUUCCUCCCUAAACCCCAUUAUGAUUAUAAUAAUUGAUAUUAUGCACAGAUUAAACACGUAACGUAUGUUUUGUUGGUUGUUUUAUAGGACGCUUUGCUCUUUUAAAUUAAUUUAUUUAUUUGCUCAAAUAUUACUCUUAUGUAAUCUUCACAUGACCGUCUGCACAAAGAUAAACCAAACCUUUUUCUAUAUUGAUUUCGAUGCUCAUUGUUUGCUGUUUAUCCUCCCAAUAGGGAAAAUAUACAAAUGAUUAAAACAUAUUUAGGUACUUGUAUAAUAAAAUAGCAACAUUUACUUGUAAAUGCAGCCUGGUGUCUGAUUUAUGUGUAUAUAGGUUAUAUAUAAAUUUGGUAAACUAAACUGCAUGUAGAUGAUAUAUAAACUGCAUUCAUUUGUUUUUGUAAUAGAAAUCAUUUUUUUUGUAUUCGUUGGGUUUGUUUUAUUUUUAGGUCAGAUGAUAUCUUUCAGAUGCGUACAGUAUAUAAUGAAUUGAGUUUAUGAAUUGAGAAAUCGUCCUUGUUACUUCAUUUUUUAUCAUUGUUACACAGCACAAACCAACCACCCAGAGAUGUUGUUGCUCUUUGUUUAUCUUUCAUUUUCGGGAAAUAACAUUAAUUUAAUUCAUUGUUUAAAUUGGUCAGAAUGGAUGAUGAUUCAGAGUCAAGUUUAAGAUGCAUUUUUUCACACUUCAGUUAAGAAUGUUGACUCUAAAAAGCAGCUUGUUUUGCUUUCUGGGCAUCAUUUUAGUUUGUUUCAGACUCAGUUUCUAUAAUGUUAAUUACAACCAAUAAAAAACAAACUUUACAAUCAUAA
Molecule: messenger RNA, 3509 nt
Organism: Misgurnus anguillicaudatus (oriental weatherfish)
Lineage: Eukaryota; Metazoa; Chordata; Actinopteri; Cypriniformes; Cobitidae
Gene: dym
Product: dymeclin
Biological process (GO): Golgi organization
Cellular component (GO): Golgi apparatus
Source: RefSeq, a predicted model, not a curated record